Messenger RNA from Salvia hispanica, 1826 nucleotides. RefSeq names its product sclareol synthase, chloroplastic-like. The record is from RefSeq and is a predicted model, not a curated record. Gene Ontology annotation, cellular component: chloroplast. Lineage: Eukaryota; Viridiplantae; Streptophyta; Magnoliopsida; Lamiales; Lamiaceae. Gene Ontology annotation, biological process: gibberellin biosynthetic process. Gene Ontology annotation, molecular function: terpene synthase activity; magnesium ion binding.
CCUCUUUCCUCCCCGGUCACUAUAAAUGUCGCUCGCCUUCAACAUCGGAGUCGCCCCUUUCUCCGGCCACCGAGUUGGGUGUUUGAGCCCAAAUUUUCCAGACAAAGGAUUGCGAAUUAACAUCGCCAAAAAAUCAUGUGUCACCGUUAAAUCCAGCCUUACUACAACAGAUUUGUUGGGGGAAUUAAAGAAGAAGUUGAAGAGGGAAGACGAUGAUUCUCGAGCAGCUGCAACUGUAAUUCCACCUUCGGAUAUACCCUCGAGUCUAUGUAUAAUCGACACUCUCGAGAGACUGGGAGUCGACCGACACUUCCAAUCUGAAAUCGAUACUAUACUUGAAAACGCAUAUAGGUUAUGGCAAACGAAACACAAAGUUAUAUAUUCAAAUGUCACUACCCAUGCCAUGGCGUUUAGACUUCUUCGUGUGAAAGGAUUUGAAGUUUCAUCAGAGGAAUUGGCUCCAUACGCGGACCAAGAGCACGUUAGCCGGCAAACAACUGAUGUGGCGAUGGUUAUCGAGCUUUACCGAGCAGCGUACGAGAGAAUGUACGAAGACGAGAGCGGUCUUGAGAAAAUACUUGCUUGGACCACCACAUUUCUCAAGCACCAAAUUCAGAGUAACUCCAUUCCUAACAAAAAAUUGCACAAACUGGUGGAAUUUUAUUUGAAGAACUAUUAUGGCAUAACCAAAAGAAUUGCAGUUAGACGAAACCUCGACCUAUAUGACAUGAGCUAUUAUCAAGCUCUAGCAGUUUCAAACAGGUUUUCUAAUCUAUGUAAUGAAGAUUUUCUAGCAUUUGCAAGGCAUGAUUUUAAUAUUUGCCAAGUCCAGAACCAGAGAGAUCUUGAGCAAUUACAGUGGUGGUAUGAAGAUUCUAGGUUGGACACAUUGAAUUAUGCAAGAGAAACAUUACUCAUUAGUUAUUUUAUGGUUUCAUUAGUUAUCGACGAUCCUGAAUUAUCCUAUGUUCGUAUAGCCUUUGGCAAGUGUUUGGCGCUAGUAACAAGUUUAGAUGAUAUUUUCGACUUUGGUGGUUCUCGACUAGAAUCUUACAAAAUCAUAGAACUAGUGAAAGAAUGGAAAGAGAAGCCGGUUAGAGAGUGUGGUUCUGAGAAAAUUGAAAUCCUUUUUAAAGCUCUGUACAAUACAGUAAAUGAGAUCGAAGAGAUGGCUUGUGUCGAACAAGGACGUAAUGUCAGAGGAUUUCUUGUUAAACAGUGGUUGGAAAUGCUUUUAGCUAUGAAGAUAGAGUUGGAUACAUGGUCAGAUGGCGUGCAACUAAGCUUCGAUGAGUACAUUUCUAAAUCGUGGAUGUCAACCGGUAGCAGAACUGUACUUCUCAUGUCGUCACUAUUCCUCGGUGUAAAAUUAUCUGAUGAAAUGCUUGCAAGUGAAGAGUUGAGUGAUCUAGGUAGGUAUGUUUCCAUGGUUGUUCGGCUGCUCAACGACAUGGCCACUUUUGAGAGGGAACACAAUGAAAAUAAAGGAGGAUGUGUGAGCAUUCUGAUUGCAAAUGCUGCGAGAGCUGGAAGAGUUAUGACAGAAGAGGAAGCUAUUGCAGAGAUAAAAGAAAUAGCUGGUUACAAUAUAAGAAAACAGAUGCAGAUUGUCUACAAAAAUGAUACUACUACCAUUUUCCCAAGAAAAGUCAAACAUAUAUUUUUGGAGGGAUGCAAGAUUUUUUAUUACUUGUAUUCGGGCGGCGACGAAUUCACUUCUCCACUGCUACUCAUGGAAGAUAUGAAAUCUUACAUAUUUGAACCUCUACCACUUCCCAAUCAAUAAUGGUAUUUACAUAUAUUUGAUAAUAAUAAUUCAAGUGGAA